AUGGGAAAAUCAAGAAGAAACAGAGCCGGCGCGGCUUCUCGUCGUCGAGACCCCAUCUCCAAACCCGUCAAGCCCCCCUCCGAUCCAGAGCUGGCCGCCCUCCGCGAGCAAAAGAUCCUCCCCGUCGUGCGGGACCUGCAGAGCGUCGACCCCAAGAUGCGCUCGUCGGCCGCCUCGGCCAUAUCCAACAUCAUACAGGACUCCCGGUGCCGCAAGCUCCUGCUGAGGGAGCAGGUGGUCCACACCGUCCUCGGCCAGACCCUCACGGACUCGGCUCUCGAGAGCCGCGCCGCCGGCUGGGGUAUCCUGCAGGUCCUGGCCCAGGAGGAGGAGCCCGACUUCUGCGUGCACCUGUACCGCCAGGACGUCGUCACCGCCAUGGAGUACGCCGCCAGGGCCGUGUCGGAGAGGCUGGGCGCCGGUGCCGCGCCCCCCACCAGGGCCGAGGAGCCCCUCCUUCUGAGCAUCGCCGGGUCCCUGGUGUCGCUGGCCACGGCCCUGGCCGAGGCCCGGGACGACAUCCUCGUGUCCCUGUCCGCCAGCAGCGCCAUCACGUCCUUUCUCUUGGCCAUGACGACUGCAUCGCCAUCAUCAUCAACACCGUCAUCGUCUGCCACGGACUCUUCCGUCUCCGUCACCGUCGCCGGCCUGCGGACCGACGCUCUCGCCUGCCUCAUGAUCCUCACCGAGGACAACACGGCCCUCGCCGAGACCAUACUGUCCAGGGCGCCCGUCGCCUACGAGACCCUGCGCGCCCUGCGUAAGGACGUCUCGGGUGAUUCCAUCCUGUCCUGCGCCGUCCUCCACAACAUCUUCGUCUCCCUUCAGGACAAGACGGUCGACCACCAGAUCGUCGACGACUCGGCCAUCGUGCCCACCCUGGCCAAGACCCUCGCCGAGAUCACGGCCGACGACCGCCACGACGAUACGCAGGGCUGGUCCAGCCCCUUCCAGUACCGGCAGCUCGCUCUCGAGAUCCUCGCCUCCAUGGGCACAAGCUUGAUGGCGGCUGGAUCCGACGGGGAGGGCAAGCCAGAAGGUGACGCAGAAGCCGCAGCCGCAGCCGAUGAUGACGAUGACGAGGACAUGGGUGACGACGGCGAGGACGGUGAUGAGAAGACCGACGCAGACAAGGACGGAGGAGAAGGAGGAGAGGAAGACGAAGAAGGAGAGGACGAGGGAGAAAUGGACGAGGACGAAAUGCGGGCCGACAUGGACAUGGUGACGGGCCCCGACGACGAAGCCCCCACGUCAGGCAUCGACGACCUCCCCGUGCUCAAGGCGCUCCUGCGCGACGCCCUCCCCGAGAUGAUGCGCGUGGCCUCCCUGCCGGUCCGGUCCGACGAGUCGCUGCAGCUGCAGGCGCUGGCCCUCUCGGCCCUCAACAACGUGGCCUGGUCCGUCUCGGUCCUCGACCUCUCCGACGACGACAACAGGGGAAUCCAGCAGGCCUGGGAGCCCGUCGGGCGCGCCAUCUGGUCGUCCGUCAUCGCGCCCAUCCUGUCCAGCGACACGGCCGAUGUCGCCCUCGCCAAGUCCGUCACCGGCCUCGCCUGGGCCGUGGCCCGCACCUUCGCCGGCGCAUCCCUCCCAGCCCCGCUCGAGAAGGACGAGCACCGUCGCUUCAUGACCCUGUACCAGGCCACCAAGGGACGUGAUCUUCUGAUGGCCGCCACCGCCACAUCCAACGGCAGUGAAAACGGCAACAGCAGCAACAACAAAAACAAAAGCAGCAGCGACGAGAGCCAAGAUCCCUUCCAGAGCCUAGGAGUCAAGUGCAUCGGCGUCCUGGGUCAGCUAGCUCUGCACCCCACCCCCGUCGCCAUCAACCGCGAGAUAGGCACCUUCCUCGUCACUCUCGUCGCCGGCCUGCCAGACCAGACCCCGGCCGCCGACGCCGUCGAGGCCCUCAACCAGCUCUUUGACAUGUACGCCGACGAGUCCCAGCCCUGCGACCGUGAGGUCUUCUGGUCAGAUGGCUUCCUCAGCCGCCUUGAGGAGUCGCUGCCCAAGGCCAGGGCCAUGGCCAAGUCCGUCGACAAGAGGCGCUUUCCCGAGCUGAGGUCUCGCGCUGACGAGGCUGUCUUGAAUCUCAGCAGGUUCCUAUCUUAUAAGAAGAAGAAUAAGCCGUAG
Messenger RNA from Geosmithia morbida, 2133 nucleotides. Its product is annotated as ribosomal large subunit biogenesis. Lineage: Eukaryota; Fungi; Ascomycota; Sordariomycetes; Hypocreales; Bionectriaceae. Gene Ontology annotation, biological process: ribosomal large subunit biogenesis; protein import into nucleus. The record is from RefSeq and is a predicted model, not a curated record. The coding region runs from base 1 to 2133 and encodes 710 amino acids. The transcript has a single exon.